GCAUGAUACGAGGAAAUCAAAUGACCAGCCUCCUCACCUGUCUGGAUCAUACAAUGAAAAUUUUAAUUUAUCAUUAGAUGUAGCUAGAAACAAUACUCGUGUUCAGAUCUGAUAAAAAAACAAAGUCUUAGCGGAUUUGCAAAUAAAUUAUGGCUUCUGAUGCUAAGCUCAUGCAUGCCAUUUGGUAUGACAGCUAUGGUGGCGGUGCUGCUGCCCUAAAGCGUGUUGAAACUCCUGUUCCUACUCCCCAAAAUGACGAGGUCCUGAUAAAACUGGAAGCAUCAAGCAUAAAUCCAAUAGAUUUUAAAGUGCAGAAUGGGUUGCUCCGUCCAAUUGCACCCAGCAAAUUUCCUUUUAUACCUGUUACCGAUAUAGCAGGAGAGGUAGUCAAGCUUGGAUCUGACAUUAAGAAAUUCAAAACUGGUGACAAAGUUGUUGCUAAGCUUCAGGAUAUGAGUGGAGGUGGACUAGCUGAGUAUGCUGUUGCAAAGGAAAAUUUGACUGUUGCAAGGCCCCCAGAAGUAUCAAUGGAUGCUGCUGCUUUAGUUACUGCUGGACUUACAGCUCUCCAGGCUCUCACAGAAAGUGCACUACUGAAGCUUGAUAAGAAUUAUCCAGAGGCUAAUGUCCUUAUUACAGCUGCUUCAGGUGGUGUGGGUCACUAUGCUGUUCAGCUGGCCAAGUUAGGUAACAUACAUGUAACUGCUACCUGUGGAGCCCGCAACUUUGAUUUUGUUAAGAACCUAGGCGCUGAUGAGGUUAUUGACUACAAGACUCCAGAGGGAGCAGCAGUGAUAAGCCCAUCUGGCAGGAAAUAUGACGCUGUUAUCAAUUGCACCACAGGUAUAAGUUGGUCAACUUUCGAGCCUCAAUUGAAAGAGAAUGGAACGGUUGUAGAUUUGACCCCUGGUGCUGGGACCUUGGCAAAUUUCGCCCUGAAGACGCUCACCUUCUCUAAGAAGAAGGUGGUGCCUUUUUUGGCUAACUGCAGAUGUGAAAAUUUGGAGUAUCUUGUCACUAUGGUUAAACAAGGUAAAGUAAAGAGUAUGAUUGACUCGAAGUAUCCCUUUAGCAAAGCUGAAGAUGCUUGGACAAAGAUCAUGAGUGGCCAUGCUGUUGGAAAAAUCAUAAUUGAGUAUUCCUAAACUAAGGGAAGCUUCUACCUCUAAACUACAUAAUGAUUCCAUGUAGCUGUGUUCAAUCCAGUGAUAAUUGAUAGUGGCAAUAAUGAUAUUUGGUUAUAUGUUACAACUGAAAUCAGCAUGUUUAAUGAGACUAUUAUGUGAUACUCCUCCU
Molecule: messenger RNA, 1296 nt
Organism: Daucus carota subsp. sativus
Lineage: Eukaryota; Viridiplantae; Streptophyta; Magnoliopsida; Apiales; Apiaceae
Product: chloroplast envelope quinone oxidoreductase homolog
Exons: 4
Coding region: 150-1145 (331 amino acids)
Molecular function (GO): oxidoreductase activity
Source: RefSeq, a predicted model, not a curated record